UUUAGGAAAAGGAGGCUGACUCCUCUGCUUAGCCUCUGAAGUUUUCGGAUAAGUUUAGCCCAUCCAAAGAUGGACUAAACAACGCAUUAUGACCCGGCGACUUUCUUGUGGGAUAUUAAGGAGGUCACUGUAAGAAAGGAGAAGUAAUUUGGGGAAUCCAUCACUCUACAGGCUCUUCCUGAAAAAAAGAGGGAGAUGGGGGCUGGAGCAAUCUGUCACAACAAGGCAGCGGUCCAGAUCAAGGAGGACAUGAAGUGGAUGGUACAGCUGCCUAUGAACAAAUCCUCUCCACCAACCGCUACGGGGGGGAAGAAGAUCUUCGGCGUGUCCCUGCUGGAGUUGAGAGAUCUGGGACUUGUCAUCGACGGGGUUCCUGUGGUGGUCCGGAGUAUGGUGGAGUAUCUGGAAAAGCAUGGUCUUCGUCUGGAGGGUCUGUUCAGAGUAAACGGCAACGUUCGGGCCGUGGAUAACUUGCGGCAGAGGUUUGAUGGCGGAGAAGAGGUUGAUCUACAUCAGGAUGCAGACGCCUUUGCUGUAGCCAGCUUACUGAAGCAGUUCUUGAGGGAUCUACCUGAAGGUCUCAUCCAUCCCUCCGUCCACAAUCCUCUCAUUCAGCUGUACCAGGAAUCCAGUGAGGAUGACUUCUGUAAGGAUCUGCGUGAGCUCCUACUCCAGCUGCCAGAUAUCCACUACAGUCUCUUGCAUUACUUAUGUCACUUCCUGUCCCAGGUGGAACAGGAACAGGCUUAUAACCGCAUGACCGCCACCAACCUGGGCACAGUGUUCGGGCCCAACGUCUUUCAUGUGUCAUCUGGUUUCGAUGGUAUACGGGAGCAGAAUAUCUGUAACAACGUUAUGACCAAGCUGAUCCAGAACUGCAGCGCCAUCUUUAAGCCUGUGCAGGAGACAAGACCAAUCGAAGAAAAACCUUCAAACCUCAUCAUGGUCAAAGAGGCCAACACAAACACUGAAAGCACAGAUAUGUCUCCUUUCACUCCUGUUCCUAAGGCACAUGCUCCACAUGUCAAGAAGAUGAAGGUCACACAAUGCACUCCAGUUGAAAAUACAGAUUAUUCAAGAGAAAAGGAGUCCAGCCCAGACAACUCUAUACUGACACCAAGAAAAAAGAUGGUGAAGAAGAUAAAGACGGAGGCUGUGCCGAGAUCUUUUCCUCAACCGGCUCCCUCCGGUGAUCCCGUUUCCAGGCCAUUGCCCCAUCUUCCAGACAGAAGCUCACACGCUCUCACUCCAGACCAGAGCAUCAGCUCAAGUGUUGACGGCAUGAACCCGAGUCCUCAGACCGUAAGCCCUGCCGGAUACACAGAGAUCAGCCUCCAAGAAGAUGAAAGACCAAUAUCUCCUUUCUACAUUAGCUCACACGUCUCUCCUAGACACUGCAGACCUGAAUUAACAAAUUUUCUGGAGAAGACCAUUCGCUCAGCGGUCGAGCAACACCUAUUCAACUCACAAAUGCACACAGGUCAAAGUUCAGAGGGCUUGGAUCCAACUGCCCACUCUUCACCUCCUGUGACAACAGCCCGAGAGAGAAGGAGACAUCUACGAGAACAACAGGAGCACUUCAGGGUCGAGGGUGAUAAAGAGAACGUCCCGUCUCUGGGUGUGAGGGUUACAGAGGAGGGUGACAGGCGUCUGCUGUCGCCGCCACAUGAGGUUCAGAGAAACAGGAAACCCAAACACAGUCCCACACUGACUGAGCACUCAGACAACCCGGAUGCCCCCACCACGCCUGCCAUGAAGAUCCAGGAGGCUCUUAGUGGCGCAGAGCCAUGCAACGAUGUCCCUCGACUUGACCUUUCUACUCUGACAGACAACAGUAACUGGGCAGAUUCUAACUUCUUUAGCGCCCCUUUCCUUGACUUUAAAAGCCUUUUAAGACCAAGUCUCAAUGAGGAACCAGUCCCGGCCUACUCGUCUUGGCAAAAGGAGAGUAUGGAGCGCGAGGAGGCUCAUUUGUCACCCCACGCCGGUGGCAAACUCAUUCGCCAGCUCCUGGAGGAGGACAGCGACCCAAUGGUCUCCCCGCGGUUCUAUGCUUAUGGAGAUAGCCAGCAGUAUCUUGAUGACACUGAGGUUCCUCCAUCUCCACCCAAUGCCCACUCAUUUAUGAGUAGGCGGAGAAGCUCAUCGUUAGGCUCCUGCGACGACGACCGGGAAGAGCUCACUUCAGCCCAGCUUUCAAAGCGGAUCCACGUACUCAAGAAGAAGAUAAGGAGGUUUGAGGAGAGGUUUGAAGAGGAGCGCAAAUACAGGCCUUCACACGGCGACAAAGCCGCCAAUCCAGAGGUUCUGCGGUGGAUGAAUGAACUGGCCAAGAUGCGCAAAGACUUAAAAGAUCACAAGUUGCUUAAAUCAGAAGAGGAUUUGACGCCCAUCCCCCGCCAACGCAGCAACACUCUUCCCAAGAGCUUUGGAUCUCAGCUGGAGAAGAAACCCACUGAGACCAAAGCCCCCAAACCCCCUGUGGAGUGCACGCUAGAGGCAGUUAUGAACAAACUGCAGGAGAAACGCAAGGAGGCUGGCCGGCCUGAAGACAUUAAGGACAUGACCCGUGAGCAGAUAGGAACAGAAAAAGUGGCCCUUCAGAAAGCUCUUUUACAUUACGAGAGCAUCCACGGGAGACCAAUCACCAAGAACGAGAGGCAGGUCAUGAAGCCUCUAUACGACCGCUACAGACUCAUCAAACAGAUCCUCUGCAGAGCAUCUGCCAUUCCAGUCAUUGGCUCGCCUUCCAGCAAGCGCAGAGGUCCCCUGCUGCAGCCCAUUAUCGAGGGUGUACCAGCCCUAUUCUUCAGCGACACCAAGGAGGAGGAGGAUGGCUCGGAUGAUGACAGUGAUACCAGGACACAGUUCACAGUCACUGUUAAGCCGGAAGUGACCAUGUUGGGACUUCUCGACCAGCUGGAUGAGGACACAGAUGGUUUCAUCUCACCUGUUGAUGAACUAUCGCCCUCUAAGAGCACCACGGAUAUGAGAUUGUCCAAUUUGCAUGCUGCUUCCAUGCAGGAACUUGUGGAGCAACUCCAGGAAGCCCGUGAAGAAAAGAAAAGAAUCCGCAAGAACCUCCGUGAUUUCGAGGAUCAGUUCUUCAAACAAAACGGCAGAAACGUGCAAAAGGAAGAUCGCUCACCUUUGGCUGGAGAAUACAAUGAAUACAAGCACAUUAAAGCCAAGCUAAGGCUGUUGGAAGUGCUCAUCAGUAAAAGAGACUCCUCUAAAUUCAUCUAGUGCUCAUAUGGGAUUUACUUUACUGGCCAAACAAGAACCAGCCACUGCUAUCCAAAGCAAUUUAGUGUGUACAAAGACAUGUACCUCUUUAUUGACUCAAUACAGGCACAUUUGGCUUUGAAGGAUGCCAAGACAUGCCUGGUUCACCUUUAGCAGAUUUACAGUGCUGUUUGUUCCACUGUACAGCAAAAAAGGACUUGGGUUCUGCUUUGGACUGCUUUUUUUGCAUCUGCUACGAGACUGGAUUUCAGAAAACAAUCAGAUUACUUGUGAAUCUCUGAUCUUAAUUCCCAUUGAAUUCCAGAAGAACGUUUCUGUGAGGGUUUGUUGUAUUAUACAACAUUUGUUUCAAAUUUUAGAUUUGUUUUUCUAUAUUAAUAUUGCUGUAAUAUAGAAACAACUGUUUUCACAAUGAGACAUAAGCUUUGAAGAACAUUGAGAUGACGCGUCUUAAAUUGUCUGUGUAUAGAGGACGAGGAGAGUUCAUCAUUAUAGGAAUUUUUCAUAUUUGAUGAAUUGAAGAAUGUAACCAAUUUGUGGAAGGAAGGCUCUCUGUAUAUUAGUUUUCAUUAUUCACUGGUGCCAUAAUGGUUUAUUUUGAACAUAAAUGCUUCUGAGAAAUCCCCCCCCCCCCAACACACCACUAAGACCAUUGACUAAGCUAGAAUUUACUUCAGUUAUGUUCUUUACGAAAGAAAAAACGUGCAAAUGAACGACCAUAAGAAAUCUGCCAUUCUGCAAUGUAGAAACGCACAAACAAAGGAACUAUAAUCCUGCUUUCAUUGUUCGUUGUACUCUAUUGUCUAAUGGCUCAUCAAAUGAAACUCACUGUUUAAUGGUGAUGUGGGUGGAUUGAUUCCCCUAAAACCAUCUCUAUUGUUAGCAAGCAAUAGAAAACAAAACUGUGGGGCCUCAAUGAGUGUUUAUGCCUCAGAUAGAAACAGAGUACAUCACCCCUAUCUCUUAUUCUCCAGAUUGGAAAAUUGUAGUGUGACCUUGUUUUUGCUGAACGUGACGAGACUGAUGGAUAAAGAUGAAUACUGUGUGUACAUUUUAGUACAUGAUUGUAUUUGUAUUUUGUAAAUAUUAUAUAAAACCAAACUAUUUUUUC
Messenger RNA from Carassius auratus (goldfish), 4357 nucleotides. RefSeq names its product protein FAM13A-like. Gene Ontology annotation, biological process: signal transduction. The record is from RefSeq and is a predicted model, not a curated record. NCBI's taxonomy places the organism in Eukaryota, Metazoa, Chordata, Actinopteri, Cypriniformes, Cyprinidae. The transcript is spliced from 24 exons. The coding region runs from base 196 to 3246 and encodes 1016 amino acids.